GUUUCCAUAUCCUUCUCCUCGCUUCACUUGGCUGCCCCUGAACUCACCAUUUCUGUUUUUCAACCACUCUAUUAUUGAGCUGUUGAACCAAAGCGUGAAGAUGGAGUCCCAAGCCGUUCACUCGCAUGGCCACGGGUACGAGCACGACCCGAACACGGGCGGGCUUCACUCCGUUGUGGAGGGUGAGGACCACCAUGAGAAGAAGUCGGUGCUGAAGAAGGUGAAGGCAAAGGCGAAGAAGCUGAAGGACACGAUCACUAAGCACGGCCACAACCACGACCACGACCGUCAUGAAGGCCACAUCCCGGACGAUCACGAUCUCGAUGAGGAAGACGAAGAGGCUGAGGAUGAGGAGGUGGUCGAGGACCCGGAUAUUCACGGUGCACCGAUGUACGAGUCUGCUGCCAUGAGGAGUGCUGUCCCUGGUCUCGGCUUGGAAAGGCCGACGGGAACAGAGGAGGCCCAGAACCUGGCAUUCCACACAAGCCAGGAACAUGCUGCCGGAGUAAUCAAGGCAGGUCAUGACCGUCCGAGGGCCGAGUAUGGAGGGACAAUGCCCAUUGACGAAGGUCUUAGGACGCCAGCAAAUACACCUCAAUCUCCUGUUCCUACUCACGGGACGGCUACCCGCGCAGCAGACCCGGCUAGGACUUUUCUCCAUGAGACGGCCGACCAAUCCAAGGUUAAUUUGACGAGGCCGGGAAGGCUGGAGGAGGACCCUGAUGCACCCAAGGACAGGGAGGAACUUUAUAAGCCUUCAAAUUAUCAGACCAAAGUCACGGAUCCGACUGGCUCGGGUGGUGAUGAAGUGAAAAUUGCUCCAGUUGAUCAGGCCUUCGGGGCUAUGCACAUUAGGGACGAGACCGAAACCAAACCAAACCAAAUUCCCACCACAUUGAUGGGAAGCCACGACCAGUUCUCCCCUGAAUCAAUCACCAAAGAGACUGAGAAGUUAUCGGCAUCCCGAGAGCCAGUCUGUGAGAGCCAUAGUGCUGCCGGAAUAUAUGAGGGCCCUCUGAAGGAUGAGAAACCGGUCCAAAUUCCCAGCGCAUCGACGGGAAGCCAUGACCAAUUCUCUCCUGGACCAAUCACCAAAGACACUGAGAAGUUAUCAGCAUCGCAAGAGCCGGUCCAUGAGAGCCAUAGUGCGGCCGGAACUGAGGGCACUCAGAAGGAUGAGAAACCAUCGAGCCCGAGCAGCUACACGGAGAAGAUAUCCUCUGCCACAGCAGCAGUUGCCGAUAAGGCCAUUGCAGCAAAGAAUAUCUUGACCUCAAAGCUCGGAUAUGGCACCAGUCCUGAAGGAGAUGUGAAGGAGGAUAAGUCGCCCGGCAAAUCACCGAGGCAAGGUGGUUAUGCUGAGAAGAUCACUUCCGCGACUCAUGUAAUUGCUGACAAAGCAGUCUCAGCGAAGAAUCUCGUGACCUCAAAGAUCGGCUAUGGCCAGAAAGAAGAUCAGGCCGCCCAUGAGAGCUCGGGCGUGACUGAGCACCCAGCUGAUAAGACAUCAGAACAGAGCAGUUACACUGGGAAGAUAGCUGCUGUUGGUGUGACAGCCAGAGAUGUUGUGGCAUCGAAGCUCGGCUAUGGGAAGAAGGACGAUGCGGCAUCUCACGAGAAGACAGAGCAGAUGAUUGGAGAAGGGUAUGCAGGGGGGACAACAUCUGCGACGGAGCAUAGGAAGAAAGGCUCGGUGCAGGACAAGGGAGUGUCGGUGAAGGAUUACUUGGCGGAGAAGUUGAAGCCCGGAGAGGAGGACAAGGCACUGUCAGAGGUGAUCUCGAGCGCCUUGGACAAGCGAAAGAAGACGGCGGACAAGCCCGCUGUAGUGACGGAAUCGGAUGAAGUGAGGAGACAUUUGGGAGAAGGCCAGCUCAGCAGCCCGGGGAAGGGCGUGGUCGAUAAGCUCAAAGGCGCUGUGGGAUCUUGGCUUGGGAAGAGUGGGGACCCUAAUGCUCCUCAGCAGUCUCAUGGCAGUGAAUCCGUUGCCACAGGUACAGAUGCUGCACGGGAGGAGCAAGGCGAUGAGCGGAGGCUUCAGGAGUCAAUGGGCUGAUCACCAGAGAGGUGAAACGUGCGAGCUUUUCAAUGGAAAAGAGCAAGUACUUUAUAUAUGUUUUAUUGGUGUGAGCGUGACCGUGUUGAUUAAGAGUUUCUGUGUUGCGUGAUGUCUUGAACUGUUUGUGAUCGGACGCAUAAGUUUGUUUAUACAAGGUUGAUGAUGUGAAUAAAUUCUUUUCGGAUCCUUGUGUCAUACAAGUCGAAAAUGUCG
Messenger RNA from Punica granatum (pomegranate), 2272 nucleotides. Lineage: Eukaryota; Viridiplantae; Streptophyta; Magnoliopsida; Myrtales; Lythraceae. The record is from RefSeq and is a predicted model, not a curated record.